AUGACGAUCAAUUCCAAGAAAAGAGUAAAAUAAUAUUUAAAUAAUGCUUUGAUAUUAGACAACUUUAAAACGUACAGAAAAAUCUUGUUUGUUAUCGGUAAAACAAUCAAAUAUACUCUAUGGGUUAGCUUUGGUCUGUUUUGGUAUCAUAUGUAUCUCUUAAAAAAGACUGAUAAACCAGAAAAAGGUUUCAUGGCUAAUGAAACUUUCAUGAACUUUGCUAAGUCUGCUGACUAUGCAUUCUACGACUUGAAAUUGUUGUUGACUAGACCACCUGUUGAAAAACUUCUCCCAGAUAGACCUCCACUUCCACCAGGUGCUGGUUAUCCAAAAACCUUAGUUGUCAAUAUGAGAGGAACUCUUGUUCAUUCAGAAUACAAAUUUGGAUCAGGUUUUGAAAUAUUAAAGAGACCAGGUCUUAGUGUUUUCUUGCAAAGAAUGAGCAGAUUCUAUGAAAUAGUCAUUUUUGGAGAUGAGGAGAGUGGUGUAAGAAUAUCUUUGUAUAAGUAAUAAUCUUAGAUUGUUAAUGAUAUUUGCGAUGCACUAGAUCCCAACUAUCAAAUGAUUAUGGCAAGGUUAGGCAGAGAAUCAACCCUAUUAAAGAAUGGAAAAUACAUUAAAGAUCUAUCCUAUAUGAAUAGAAAUUUAAAGGAUGUAGUCUACAUUGAUUUCUAAGAUGAAAAAGUUGAAUUUCACAAGGAUAAUGCAAUUAUUCUUCCUCUUUGGGAGGGUAAUCCAGAUGAUAGAGAACUAUAUGAUAUCAUGCCAUUUUUAGAAAGUAUAAAUAUAUUAAAUCUAAUUCAACUAAUAGAUCUUGGACAAGCUCAAGGAUGUGACAUUAGAUAGGAAAUUAAGAAAUUCGGCAGAGAGGGAACUGGCAAAAAGUAUCUAGAAAUCUAAAACGCAAGAAGAGACCUUAUCCUAAAAUAAAGAAAUACAGGAAUAAGUGGUAUGGUUUCAUCAAUUGGCAAAAUUCAAUAAGGUUAGAAUAAACCAAACUUUCCACCUCCAUCUGGAAAUUUAAGUGGCAGAGAUUGA
This is a messenger RNA of Stylonychia lemnae, 1038 nucleotides long. NCBI's taxonomy places the organism in Eukaryota, Ciliophora, Spirotrichea, Sporadotrichida, Oxytrichidae. The record is from the annotation of a GenBank genome assembly.